Molecule: messenger RNA, 1319 nt
Organism: Pundamilia nyererei
Lineage: Eukaryota; Metazoa; Chordata; Actinopteri; Cichliformes; Cichlidae
Gene: malsu1
Product: mitochondrial assembly of ribosomal large subunit 1
Exons: 4
Coding region: 60-809 (249 amino acids)
Biological process (GO): negative regulation of translation; negative regulation of ribosome biogenesis
Cellular component (GO): mitochondrion
Molecular function (GO): ribosomal large subunit binding
Source: RefSeq, a predicted model, not a curated record
ACUUCCUGUUUUUAGCGCUGUAAACUCGUGGAUAGCUGUUUCCGUAAUACUGUAAUGUUAUGCAGGUGAAGACCAUGAAUUUACUCUGUCACUCGCGGAAAGUGCUGUCCUCGGUGUUGAGAAGUAGUGUUUUACUAAAGCCAACAGAGGCUUUUGGAAGCAUUUGUUCAAUCUCCAAAGCUCGGUGCAUUAGCCUGUCUGUGCCUCAACAUUUUACAGCAAAUCUUACCUCAUGUCAACACUCGCAUCACACAGCGUCCUUCACCGGGCACUUUGACAUAAAAAGAUGUUAUUCGGAAAGCGAAGAGAGCCGAAAUUCAGAGAGUAAUGGUGUGAUUGAAGAUGAUUCACAUGAACUGGACGAUAAUAGCAGCGAAAACAGCUCCUUAAGUCGCAGAUCCUUGGAGACUUUCAGUCUUGAUGUGCUGGUGUCUCUUCUGCGUCAGGAAAAUGCAGUAGACCUCUGUGUGAUUAAAGUACCAGAGCAAAUCAAAUACGCUGAGUACUUCAUUGUCGUCAGCGGUGUGUCACCAAGGCACUUGCGCGCAAUGGCACUUUAUGCCAUUAAAGUGUACAAGUUUCUGAAGAAAGAUGAAGAUCCAAAUGUCAAGAUUGAAGGGAAAGAUGCAGAAGAUUGGAUGUGUAUUGACUUUGGUAAUAUGGUUGUUCAUUUCAUGCUGCCAGAGACUAGAGAAGUGUAUGAACUCGAAAAACUUUGGACUCUCCGCAGCUACGAUGAGCAGCUGAAGAGUAUCCCAACUGAAACACUCCCUGAGGAUUUCAUAUUUGAUGUUGAAGUUACAAAGUGAAAACAUCUAAGGCUAAAUAAUAAGAUGUGCCCAGACUGAACUACUUUGAGUUUUGGAUACAUUCUUUACAGUCAAAACCAAAUCUGUUGGAUUUCCAAAAGUACUUUAAGUGACAGAAAUGCUGAAGCCCAACUUACCAGUAUAUACUGAUCUCAGAUAUAUUAACUGUACUAUCUACAUUAUAUCUCAUCUAAUGAGCAUAAUAUCCCAUGGCAAGACAUCCAUCUGUCUGCAGUUCACAAGAAUUGUUACUCCAUCUACUACUGGGCAGGUUUUAAUAAAACUUGCACACAAUGAAAAUAUACUCCAAAUUGUUCUCAAGGUUGCAUUUUGCCAGAUGAGCUACUAUCUGAAGUCUUUAAUGGAACAUAAAGAAAAAAAAAUACAUGCUUUUGGCUAUUUAGAAAUUGUGGCAUCACAUAACUUGUCCAACGAAGUAUGCACCGACUCCAGUGUUUACAACACUCUCAGCAAAGCUGUGCAAGCAGUGGUUCACUUAAGAAGGGUCUU